Entamoeba dispar SAW760 is the source of this 1092-nucleotide messenger RNA. RefSeq lists its product as uncharacterized. The coding region runs from base 1 to 1092 and encodes 363 amino acids. The transcript has a single exon. NCBI's taxonomy places the organism in Eukaryota, Evosea, Mastigamoebida, Endamoebidae. The record is from RefSeq and is a predicted model, not a curated record.
AUGCUUACAUUCUGUGAUGGUAAACCGCCACAAGUUAUUAAUGCAUUACAAUCAAAAGAAUGUGUUUUCAGUACAAUUAUUCCAGAAAUAAAUGAGCCAUGGUAUUUAAAAUUUAAUAAUUCAGCCAUUUAUGAUGAUAAUACUGGAGAUUUAUUUACACAAAUGUUUUUGGAAUUAGGAAUGAAAAGUUUUGAUAAAUUUAUAGAAAAAUUAAUAAAAUUACCAAGAAAAUCAUUAAAACAAUCUAGAGAAGUUUUAGAGAAAAGAGAACGUAUUAUAGUCCAAAUUGAAGGGCUAAGAAAAUCAUUAAAUAAUGGAAUAUCAAAACUGAAUGAAAUAGAAGAGACAUAUGAACAAUUUUAUUUGAAUCAGGAUAAGGUUAAUAAAAAUAAAGAUUUUACAAUUUUUGUUCAUAAAACAAAACCAAAAAAGUUUGAAUUAAAAGGAGAAUAUGCAACUAAUUGUAAGAAAUGUAAGAGAACAUGUCAUUAUCCAUGUCAUGUUCCAUCUCUUAUUUCAUUAUUUACGAUAAGGGCAUGUCAUUGUAUUGAAAACGGACGUUGUACUGUAUGUGGGUGUAGUCACUCAGAUCAUGAAAACGAAUCAUAUAAAUGGGAUAAUGAAAUUGAGGUCAUAAAGGAAACAGCACAAGAAGUAUUUGAAAGAUAUAAUGAAGGUAAAGAAGGUAUGGCUAAUGCAGAAAAUCUGUUAAAAAAGUUAGAAGAAGAGUAUUAUGAAAUCCAAAUUGAUUGUUAUGACAAACAACAAGAAAUUAUAGAUUGUAAUAAUAGAUUAUCAGAAAUUGCAUUAAAUGGUAGAAUUAAUAAUUCUAAUGAAUAUUUAGACCAAUUAAUUGAAACAGAAAAUGAAGGAAAGAAAAGUGGAUAUAAAGAAAGAAUAAAUGGAUACAAACAACUCAAAGAAACAAAUAAAAUGAUAGAAGAUAUUAUGAAAAAUUCAAUAACAAAAAAGAGCAGAGAAGAGAUUAAAGCAGAACUUGAAAGAAAAAUGAACGAAAUAAAAGAAAGAGAAAAAUUAAAAAUAGAUAAAUACGGUGUUAAAAACUGUGUUCAAAACUGUGUUAUCUGCUAA